This is a messenger RNA of Kickxella alabastrina, 273 nucleotides long. RefSeq lists its product as uncharacterized. Bases 1 to 273 code for a protein of 90 amino acids. The record is from RefSeq and is a predicted model, not a curated record. Gene Ontology annotation, cellular component: catalytic step 2 spliceosome; U4/U6 x U5 tri-snRNP complex; Lsm1-7-Pat1 complex. NCBI's taxonomy places the organism in Eukaryota, Fungi, Kickxellomycota, Kickxellomycetes, Kickxellales, Kickxellaceae. The transcript has a single exon. Gene Ontology annotation, molecular function: RNA binding. Gene Ontology annotation, biological process: P-body assembly; mRNA splicing, via spliceosome.
AUGGUUGAAGAGCCGCUGGACUUGGUUCGGUUAAGCCUGGAUGAGCGGAUUUACGUGAAACUACGCGGAGAUCGUGAACUGCGCGGGCGGUUGCAUGCGUAUGACCAGCAUUUGAAUAUGGUUUUGGGGGAGGUCGAGGAGACUAUAACUAUUGUGGAUGUUAAUGAGGAGCUGAACACGCAGUCGGUGCAUACGGUUAAUAGGAAGGUUCCGAUGCUGUUUGUUCGUGGAGAUGGCGUUAUUCUGGUAUCGCCACCGUCACGUUCAUCAUAA